AAGCUCUAGCUACCUAUAAUUCUCAUACUCUCUAGCUCUAUUUGGACAAUCAGAAACCCUGUAUUCUUCUUCCUCAAGUUGUGUUAAACUUUGAGGUUAAGAGAUAUGGGUAGACCACCUUGCUGUGACAAAAUCGGUGUGAAGAAGGGACCAUGGACUCCUGAAGAAGACAUCAUAUUGGUCUCUUUUAUUCAAGAACACGGUCCUGGAAACUGGAGAUCAGUUCCCACUAAUACUGGUUUGCUUAGAUGCAGCAAAAGUUGCAGGCUUCGAUGGACUAACUAUCUUCGUCCCGGUAUCAAACGUGGUAAUUUCACUGAACAAGAUGAAAAGAUGAUCAUCCAUCUCCAAGCUCUUUUAGGAAAUAGAUGGGCUGCCAUAGCUUCAUACCUUCCUCAGAGAACAGAUAAUGACAUAAAGAACUAUUGGAACACCCAUUUGAAGAACAAGCUGAAAAAGCUUCAAACAGGCGUUGAUGGCCAAAACGAAGAUGGGUUUUCAAACAGAUAUCAAACAGAUAUCAAGAUGGCUAAACAAGCUAUUUCUGAGGCUUUAUCGAUCGAUAAACCGAACUCGAUGGAGUCGGUCGAGUUCAAGCACACUCAUCCUUACUUGAGUACCAUACAGUCUCAAUCACAGUCAUCUAUUUACGCAUUGAGUGCCAAGAACAUAUCACGGAUGCUCCAGAACUGGAUGAAAAAUCCACCCAAGACGGCAGCUCACCGAGCGAAUUCAGCAGAAACCAUGACCCAGAAUUCCAGUUGCAGUACCGAUGGAGGAGCCUUGUUCAGCGAAGCGACGCCCGAGGGUUUCGAUUCGUUCUUCAGCUUCAACUCGUCUAACUCGGACAACGUUUCUCACGAAUCCGUGUCGGUGAGUAACGCGAAUUUGACACCGGAGAACAGCGUGUUCCAAGACGAAAGCAAGCCCCAUUUUGGGGAUCAAGUGCCGCUGAGAUUGAUAGAAAAAUGGCUGUUGGAUGAUGGUUUGGCUCAGGAUCAUGAUGAAGAAGACCUAAUUAGCAUGCCUUUAGAGGAUACUGCUGGUUUGUUUUGAAAAAGAAAAAGAAAAAGAAGCAAUGG
This is a messenger RNA of Hibiscus syriacus, 1082 nucleotides long. Its product is annotated as myb-related protein 306-like. Gene Ontology annotation, biological process: response to auxin. The record is from RefSeq and is a predicted model, not a curated record. The transcript is spliced from 3 exons. NCBI's taxonomy places the organism in Eukaryota, Viridiplantae, Streptophyta, Magnoliopsida, Malvales, Malvaceae. The coding region runs from base 106 to 1056 and encodes 316 amino acids.